AUGGCAGACGUACCGUCCGAACUACCCGAGCACUCCGCCGAGGGUGCAUCUCGAGGCCUUGGUGCGGCGGCAGGGGACCACGGGAACGUAGAGGAAGGUACCGGGCGCGCACCUGCCGGCCGCGAGGACGACGGGGCCUCGAGCGACGGUGACGCGUACUCCGACGAUGCAGAAGAGGCCAGCGACGCCGGCAGUGCCGGGCGUCACGCAGGGCAGGACGCCCGCGGGCGGGAGGAGGUUGGGCCCUCUGCCGAGCCAGGAGGCCACGUCCGUGCCAGCAACGCCGUCGAGCGCGCUGGUGGCGACAGCGGUCUAGAAGAGGACGGUGCCGUGACGCAACGCCAGGCCGAGGGUGUCGCUGACGGCGCGCAGGAGCACAGCAGGAGCGGCGAUGACACGGAGCCGUUGCGAGGCGACGCGAACGAGGGCGCGACGCACAACUCCGGCGCCGAAGAGAGUCCCGACGUCGCAAGGGGCGCCGGCGCGCCGCGUCGCGGAGGGGCGGCCGCAUCGCCUGAGGCACGCAGGGGCAAAACAAGCCCCCCCCCCGGCCCCGAAGACGAGCUGUCGGACCUGCUGGACUCCAUGGGAGUGUCGCGAGAGUUGGCCGGCCGCCUCGGGGACCGGUUGCGGGAGUACGCCGAGAUGGACCGCACGGCGCUGCUUCGCGCAGUGCUGCAGCUGGAGGGCGUCAUGGGAGAGCUCGAGGAGCGGGUGCAAGUGGAGGAGGACACACGGCGCGAGCUGGAGGACAUGCUGGUGCGCCUCGAGAAGCACCUGCAGGCGGAGGAGGCGGCUAGACACAGCGCAGAGGCGCGAGAGAGGGACCUGGAGACCUCGGUCAUCGAGAGAGACCGUGCAACGGCGAAGAACGACGACCUGAUGCGCGAAAUGGAGGCGGAGCUGGAGGCGGCGCGCGUGGACGCCAGGAGGGCGGAGGAGCGGUUGACUCAGGCGGUUGAAGUCGCACGCGCACACGUGGCAGCGUCGUGGCAGGUGCGGUUCGCGGAGAUGCAGGCGAACCUGAUGACGCAGGUGCACGCCAUCCAGGCGGAGAACGAGCGGCUCGCGCGGGAGCUGCAGUUCCGCGGCGAGCUGAUGGGCAAGGAAAUCGCGCAGUGGAAGGCGCACGCUGAGCAGAGCUCGCGGGCGGUGCUCGAGGCGCGGGACGAGGUCAUCGCGCGCCGGCGGGAGCUCGACAAGACGAACGCGCACCUCAACCGGAUGAUGGAGAGCCUGGCCAUGGGAUCCGACGUGAUGCACUUGGAUGCCAAGAAGGGGAACAAGGCCGGGCCAACUGUCGCCAACAAGGCGCGGAAGCCGGCCAAGCCCAGCACGUUCCUGACUUCGGGCCGAGGUGGCCUCCCGGCCCUGCCGUCCCCGGCCCGUGCGCAGCCGAAGCAGGGCAACGCGGCGGCUCAAAAGCGACAGCGGCCCGCCGGCGCUGCUGGGACAGACUCGGCCACGGCCGUGCAGGACUGGAACGGGGCCGCCAUGUUCCCGCCCGUGCGUGGGGCCCAUGGCGACCCCACGGGCCAGUUCAGGCAGAUGCAGGGCAUGGCGCAAGCGUGGCCCGGCUACGGCGGUCAGGGGCAGCCGUCUUUCAGGCCGGACAUGGCGCAGCAGCAGUUCCAGCAGCAGCAGCAGCAACAGAUGAUGCAGCAGCAGAUGAUGCAGCAGCAGAUGCUACAGCAGCAGAUGCAGCAGCAACUGAUGGCGGGAGGCCAGAAUGCGGCUUCACAGGGCAUGCCGCAACGUGGAUACUGGAACACAAGCGGCAGCGGCUUCACCAACGGGGCGUACGCUCCGACGGGCUACAGCUCGCCGUCGUUCGCGGAGCAGUCGCCCAAAGCGGCUGCGCCCCCCGAGCCAAAGCCAGUGGCGCGCAAGAAGGCCAAGCCGCUGCCGAAAGUGAGAGACCGAUUUGAGGAGGGCGCCGCGCAAGACCGCAUGCUGUCGUACGGUCGUUGA
Molecule: messenger RNA, 1971 nt
Organism: Pedinophyceae sp. YPF-701
Lineage: Eukaryota; Viridiplantae; Chlorophyta; Pedinophyceae
Source: the annotation of a GenBank genome assembly